AUGUCGAGCGAUAAAUCGGAAAAGGGAGAGAAAUCAAACAAAAAUCGUGGUGGAAAAAAGCGGAACCUUUCUAUGAUUUGUUUGACAUUUCUUUGUGCUUACACAUCAUUUAAUGCAGUUGCUAAUUUACAAUCAAGUAUCAACAUCGAUAAAAAUGUUGGAUUAUAUUCUUUAGCAAUACUUUCUGGUGGCUCAAUAUUGUCUAGUAUUCUUUUUACUACUCCAUUGAUCUAUAUUUUGGGUUAUAAAUGGACGAUUGUAGCUGGACAAAUCGGUAUACUUAUAUAUAUUGCUGCUAAUAUGUAUCCAAAAGCGAUACUUUUAUAUCCGGUGGCAGCAAUCAGUGGUAUAUUUUGUUCAGCAAUGUGGACAACACAAAGCGCUUAUAUUACUGUACUUGGUGUUGAUGAGAAUCGACAUGAUAAUUCUGAUAUUCAAGUGAACAAAUAUUUUGGAAUUUUCUAUUCAGUAUUUGAAACUGCUCAAAUUUGGGGCAAUUUAAUAACGUAUUUUAUCUUACGAAAUGUUCGUAAAGAGUCAAGAUCCAAUUUUUCACAAUGCGGAGCAAAUUUUGUAUCAAAUACAAGUGAAAUAAAAAAUGAUGAAAGUACUAUUUCACCUAUGACAACUUAUAUUUUGUAUAGUGUGUUUGUUGGUAUUAUUUGUAUAUCCAUCGUAUUCGUUAUUAUUUUUCUUGAUCAAAAACGUAAACUUAAAGGUGAUGAUUCGAAAGGAGUAAUACAUCAAUCAAUAGAUUAUUCAUUAUUAACAUUGAAACAAUUUAAAAAACUAGAUCAUUGGCUAUUAAUUCCAAUAGUUUUUUGGAUUAAUUCAUGGGAAGCGUUCAUUUUUGGAAUCUACACAAAGAGUUUUAUUACAUGUACUAUUGGUAUUCAAUAUAUUGGUCUCGUGAUGGCUUCAUAUGGUAUUACCGCUUCUAUUGUCUGUAUCAUUGUUGGUUAUGUUGCUAAAAUAAAGUACAGUCGUCCAGUAUGUUUGUUAAGUGCAACAUCUGUGUCUAUUAUGAUAUUAAUGAUAAUGCUUUUAUGGAAACCGGUUCCUUCUCAAACAUACAUGCUGUACGUUCUUGCAUGUACAGCAGAUAUUACAGCAGUAGUUGCCAAGCCACUUGUUUCAGCUUUAUACAGUCAUUUAUUUGCCGAUACAAAAGAAAUGGUUUUUUCCAUAUUUUCAAUGAUUCAAAAUCUUGGAUGCAUCGUUGUGUAUUUCUAUUCACCAGUACUAAUUGUUCGAGUAUCAAUUAUCCUACAAAUUAUUUAUACAAGCAUGGCAAUGAUAUGUUAUAUAACUAUCGAAACUCGACUAAAUCGAAAAUAA
Adineta steineri is the source of this 1338-nucleotide messenger RNA. The record is from the annotation of a GenBank genome assembly. NCBI's taxonomy places the organism in Eukaryota, Metazoa, Rotifera, Eurotatoria, Adinetida, Adinetidae.